Cyclopterus lumpus (lumpfish) is the source of this 3641-nucleotide messenger RNA. RefSeq names its product dymeclin (gene dym). Gene Ontology annotation, cellular component: Golgi apparatus. The transcript is spliced from 17 exons. Gene Ontology annotation, biological process: Golgi organization. NCBI's taxonomy places the organism in Eukaryota, Metazoa, Chordata, Actinopteri, Perciformes, Cyclopteridae. The coding region runs from base 320 to 2329 and encodes 669 amino acids. The record is from RefSeq and is a predicted model, not a curated record.
AGACGCAGUCGACGCCCACAUGUCGUCAUUACGCAAGGGGUUGCGACGUGGAAAACAUGGAGGAAAGGAGUAUGUAGAGUAAACUUAAUUUUCUAAAAUUGCCCUCAGUUUCAAGGCUUUGCGUUUGGAAAUUAAACCUGCGGAACAAAAUUGGACAAAACUAGCCAUUAGUGUGAAAAUCCGUCGCCUUUUUAACGGACCCCGGGAAUCGAGAGAGACACAGAAGCUGCGAGAAGCAUUUAUGACAGGAUUUGGCAUAUGCCUGGUGAAAAAGCAGUGAAGAGUGGUGAGUCUGGCUGAGUGGAGCCAGUAGAGAGAGAUGGGAGCAAACACCAGCCAGGUCAGUGACCUGUCCGACAAUCCCAGUCUCAAGGCCCUGUUGGGCACCGACUCCAUAUCGGAGAAUGAUCCUUUCUGGAACCAGCUCAUCUCCUUCACUUUCAUUAGUCCCACCAGCAGUGGAGACUCCAAGUUACUGGAAGAGGCUGUCAUCCCCCUCGCCAAGAUCUUCAUUGAAAACAAUCCCAGAUCGGGGAACUUUGGCUCUCUCGUUAGAGUUUUCCUCGGAAGAACCAAAGAGCUGAAAAUCUCUACAGAAUGCCAAGAUCAGCUGUUUAUCUGGCAGGCCCACAAUGCAUUGUUCAUGAUUCGCUGCCUGCUCAAGGUGUUCAUCAGGGAGAUGAGCGAAGAAGAGCUGCACUUACAGUUCUCCUACCAGGAGAGGGCGCUAGGCUCCUGUGGAGAAACCGGCAGCGAGGACCUCCUGGAGGAGCUGCUGUCCAACCUGAUCCACCUGAUUGUAGAAGUGCCCCUGCUUGACAUCACCUAUAGCAUCCUAUUUGAAGCAGUGACCACGCUGCUGGUAUUCUUCUCCUAUCAGCUCUUCCACAAAGACAUCCUCCGAGAUGGAUUAAUCUACCGGCACAUCAUGAAGGGGCGAUGUUUGUCUUUGACUAGCCGUAUGGUGAAGACCCUGCUCUAUAACUUCAUCAGGCAGGAGAAAUGUCCACCUCCAGCAACCCACAUCUUUGAGCCCAAAGCUGAAGCAGGCCUGCUUUACGGCCUGGCGUCAGGGGUGGCAAGUGGCCUGUGGAGUGUCUUCACAUUAGGUGGUGCUGGCAGCAAAGUCGGGGUCGACCAGGAGCACAACCCAUUACCUUUGUCCAAUCAGAGCCUUCUGUUACUGCUGGUCCUCGCCAAUCUGACAGACGGGCCUGACUGGCCCAACCCCUACCGACAGGCUAUCACUUGUUUCAGAAACACGCAAGACACGUCGUCACUGUCCGUGGAGCAACCUCACACUUUCCAGAUCAAUUUCAACAGUCUGUACACGGCGCUGUGUGAGCAGCAGCGCUCCGACCAGGCCACGCUUCUACUGUACACCCUCCUCCACCAGAACGCCAACAUGAGGACAUACAUGCUCUCCAGAACAGACAUGGACAAUCUGGUGUUACCCAUCCUCGAGAUCCUUUACCACGUGGAGGACAGAAAUUCUCAUCACGUCUACAUGGCCCUCAUCAUCCUCCUCAUCCUCACGGAGGACGACGCCUUCAACCGCUCCGUCCAUGAGGUGGUAUUAAAGAACGUCACGUGGUACUCGGAGAGAACAUUGACGGAGAUCUCGCUGGGCAGUCUGCUCAUCCUGGUGGUCAUCCGCACCAUCCAGUUCAACAUGACCCGGACGCGGGAUAAGUACCUCCACACCAACUGUCUUGCUGCACUUGCCAACAUGUCGGCCCAGUUUCGUUGUCUCCACCAGUACGCUGCCCAGCGCAUCAUCAGUUUGUUUGCUUUGCUUUCCAAAAAGCACAACAAGGUUUUGGAGCAGGCAACACAGUCUCUGAGAGGCAGACAGGGAGACAACACAGCCUUGCCCGACUACGCCCAGGACCUGAAUGUGAUUGAGGAGGUGAUCCGCAUGAUGCUGGAAAUCAUCAACUCUUGCUUGUGCAGCUCUCUACACCACAACCCAAACCUGGUGUACGCGCUGCUCUACAAGAGGGAGCUCUUCGAGCAGUUCAGGACCCACCCGUCCUUCCAGGACAUCAUGCAGAACCUGGACACGGUAAUCGGCUUCUUCAGUCAGCGUCUGGAGCAGGCUGGAAGUGACCUGUCAGUCGAGAGGGUUCAGGAAGUCAUAAUGAAAGGAGCCCAGGCCCUGCCCACAGACAGACUGAAGAAGUUUCCGGAGCUCAAGUUUAAGUACGUGGAGGAAGACCAGCCGGAGGAUUUCUUCAUCCCUUACGUCUGGUCCCUGGUCUUCAACUCUGGAGUCGGCCUCCACUGGAGCCCGCAUGGCAUCGAGCUGUUCAGCAUGGACUCUGGCUGAAAUACCUGCUGCCGCAGACUUGUGUGUGUGUGUGUGUGUGUCUUCAUCCCCGUUCAGUAGAGGAAACAAAAGCAAAGAAAGGACUGAUGGCGUGUGUGUGUGUGUGUGUGUGUGUGUGUGUGUGUUUGGGUGUGUGUGUGCGCAUUUCCCUUUAUAGUAUGUGCACGCUGCUUUGAAAGUGCCUCGACCUUGUACAGACUGGUGUUUCUUUUUAUGCACAACCUCUUUUUCUCUUCUUAUAUCAUAAAAUAUCCUCUGCUUCAACACUGUGACGCUUCAUCUGUGCCGGUACACAUUUCCCUCGGUAGCGUCCACUCGGUCCCGUAGGGAUUACCCAUUUAACCCCUGAGCAGCUUCACCUGGUUCCACAGCACAUGCCGAGGUGCACGUCUUCUGUAAAGUGUUCUGUUAUUGUGGAGGAGCUCAGGACACCGGCGAUGGAUAAUCCUGUUAGUUUUUCUUUCUUGCUUACAAAGAAAAGGUCAAUUAAAACACUUGUACCUUAGUGUUGUUACACUGCUCUGGUUAGUUUACUGCUGCACUGAAUGCUAAGAAAUAGUAUCAACUUCAUAUUCAGGACGUACAACAUACAUUAAGGAAAAACUUGUAUGAUAUUGAGUUUUAAGUAUCUCAUAAAGUGGUGUUUUAUUUUGACCAAAUAUUGUUCUCUGGAUACAAUUGGUUUGUAUAAAAUAUUUGGGUUUGUGAAAUUUUAAAAAGAGUAUGUGAUCACCUUUAGAAAGUCCUCUGAUUUUUUUGUAACGUGCAUGGAUUUCUUAUUUCAGAACAAUAAGUGUGGCUUGAUGGCCACCUCCAAUAACACACGUUGAAUUACACAAUAAUUAAAGCUUAAGUUCAGUCCCUAGAUAUUAUUAGUUGACCACGUUGCGUUUGUUAAUGCGAUUUAAUUCUACUUCCAUCUCCUGGUUCGUUUGUUGUCGUUUCCUUUUUUCUCCUGAUGCUAACGUAGGGCAAGUCAUCCAACCUCUUGUCCUCUUGAGCAUAAUAACAGUUGAUUUGACUCUUUAUUUGCAUGUUUAAGUAGAGACUUUGUAUUAAAUUAUUUAUUUUCAUGUAUAUUGUUUGGGUUUUUUUUGUUUGUUUUUUACAUAUUCAGCUCUCCCAAAAUGUAUAUGGUAGUAGUACUAAAAAUGUUACUACGAUGAAUGAAAAACGGUGGUAGUAAACUUUGAUUCUUCCCAGGUCGAAAACUGGCUUUAUAUUAUUACAUAUAAUAUGACUGUAGCUGUCAUUUUGGCGCAAAUAUUACUUUGGAAAUAGGAGUUUAAAUAAAAAUAUGAAAUCAAAACAA